Messenger RNA from Suillus clintonianus, 2376 nucleotides. RefSeq lists its product as uncharacterized. NCBI's taxonomy places the organism in Eukaryota, Fungi, Basidiomycota, Agaricomycetes, Boletales, Suillaceae. Bases 1 to 2376 code for a protein of 791 amino acids. The transcript is spliced from 2 exons. The record is from RefSeq and is a predicted model, not a curated record.
AUGCGUGCAGCACGUGCAUCUGCAGCAAAGCAUCACGCCAUCGAGAAGACACGCAUUCACAGCACCGAGGCCACUACAAGCUCCUUCGCACUAAAGGAGAAAGGCAUCUUCACAGACACUUCCCGUGCCAUGGUGCGCAAUAUGGUUGCCACCCUAGAUGUACCUAUACGGAGUGUUAAUGCCACCAUUAAUGCCGUGGCGGAGGCACUCGGUGUUGAGAUCACUGGUUCUGUUAGUGGACACAGCAUCCGUCGAAUAGUGGCUGAGGGAGGAGUGGCUGCCGAGGCUCAACUUGUUGACGAGAUGAACAUUGCAAAAGGAGUAACUUUGAGUGGAGAUGCAACCUCACAUAAAAACAUCAAUUAUCAGAGCCAUCACGUCACUUACUCGUUGCCAGAUGGUCAUGCUGCAACUCGGUUCGCUGGUAUCCUGCACGAGGUGAACCACAAGAGUGAAACACAGCUUCAGGGGUGGAAGUCACGUAUCGAGGACAUGUAUGACACCUACAAUGAUGUCGUUGGGGGUACAGCAGGCGCUCUGGAUGUCCGCGACUUCCCUUCCAAAGUGAAGGGGAUGCUUACCGAUCAUGCGGAAGAUCAGAAAAAGCUCGUUCGGCUCUUUACUGAAUGGAAACGAUCGUGUGAGCGAGAAGUUCGAGGGGAGAGGGCCCUUGCCACCUUACCUCCAGAUGAUGUCAUACACCUCCUUUGGGAAAUGACAGAAUCCCUCGUAAAUGAAGCGGGUGGGAUAGAUGGGUGGGAUAGGCUUGGCGUUGAUGAACAACAGAGGUGCUACUCCAAUGCGCAUCACAACCUGCUCGCACAACUUGGACAGGAGCAAUUUGAUUCACUUCCACAGUCCGAAAAGGAUGACAUCGACUUCUUCGUGUGGGCUGGCUGUUGCAUGCACAAAGAACUUAACGCUGCCAAAGGGGGAAAUUCUCGUAUGCGUGCCUGGUGGAUAGACAAUAGUGUCGAGGGUCCGGUUUUAUUGAUGAACAAGGACAACGUUGCAGCAUCUUCUGCAGGCUCGUCAACUGCCAAACAACGUGCUAUCCAGGUUUCGACAGGAGGUGCACAAAAAGUCCUGGAACUUGCGGGUGCAGUCUUCCGGCACAAAGACGACAAGAAGGGACAACAGGAUUCACUGCGCUAUUAUUUCGAGGUUGAACUUGGCUACAGAAUCCAAUGGCCAGACACAAGCAACACACGGUAUCAUAGCCACGGUGAUGCUGCUUGUGAGUAUCUCGUAAACGACACACUUUACCUCACAUUCCUCGAACUCGUCCCCCUGAAAAAAGAAAGCCGCACAUCCACCAAUAUCGAGUACAAUGUCUACCGGGGAUUCACAUGCCUCAAAACCAAGCAGGAGAUGAUGUCUUGGGCAACAUAUAAUCAAUGUAUUACCCACCCGUACCUGCGUACAAUUCGGAACUCGACAGCCAACAUCCUAGACCUUGGACCAAUUCACAUGAAGGUCAUCUCGCACCUUAAUCACAUCGUCAAUGAUAUUAAUCUAAUUCUGGCACCCGACGCUACUUACGAGACAUUGACACUCGACGGCAAGCCUUUCGAGCGGCCUGAAGCAUUUUAUGCUAUUCAACGUCUUGCACUGGAUCGCAAAACAUAUCCUCACUUCCCUCAACUCCUCGUUGCCUUUUUCCAGGGGGCUCUCGACACGUGGAUUCGAUUUUCUGCCGAGUUCGCAGCUGGCGGAGCAAUUGAUAAGUCAUCCCCUUCCCAACGACAGAUGGCUCACAUGAAAACUACCAAUGAUGACAAUGAGGGUGCCCUUGGUACUAUCCGCACAUCCCUCCGCCGUGCCCCGCACAUGUCAUUAUCACAUUUCAAUUCUCGUUUCAUGUACAAGAAGAAUCAAACGAACACGUACAUUGAAAAUGUUCUGGACGUUAGUUCACGCCAGAAACUCCGCAAAAAGGCUCGUGAAAGGGACGAGAGUGGCGAGGAGCGUAAACGGCGGUUCGCGCAGGUCGAGUAUGAUAAAGAGGUGGUGCGGCAGCACCGGGAGCAAGAUUUCAAGAAACGAGCACGCCGUGAUGCUGCAGGAGCAAAACUUGAUGCGGUCAUCCCACGUCUCACACUUGAAGAUAUCACAAAGCUUCGCACCCCAGAGAUCGACCUGCAAAUUCGUUGGCAUCGUCGAUUUGACCCUGCAGUACCGGCAGCCAAACACAUACCAACCACGAAACAGAAGAAGGUGGAAGUGCUGCUGGAGGCCGUCGGACGGUAUUUGAGUGGUGAGGCAACCCCCGGUGGACAUCCAACGUCUUCGCAGCCGCAAGCGCUUGACAACAAUGCUGUUACAUCCCACUUGCUGGAACUAGGGGAUGGGGAGGACGAAGCUGAGGAUGAAUGA